This is a messenger RNA of Gadus chalcogrammus (walleye pollock), 4719 nucleotides long. RefSeq names its product elongation factor like GTPase 1 (gene efl1). Gene Ontology annotation, molecular function: GTP binding; ribosome binding; GTPase activity. Bases 124 to 3600 code for a protein of 1158 amino acids. Gene Ontology annotation, cellular component: ribonucleoprotein complex; cytosol. The record is from RefSeq and is a predicted model, not a curated record. Gene Ontology annotation, biological process: cytosolic ribosome assembly. The transcript has 23 exons. NCBI's taxonomy places the organism in Eukaryota, Metazoa, Chordata, Actinopteri, Gadiformes, Gadidae.
CGAAACUUGUCCACAUGUUUGCCAAUAGAAUGUGUUUAUUCUGAUGACAUGAGAGAGUUUGUCUAUACGUUUUGUUUGGGUACUUGAAAAUGUAUAUGUGGAGAUACCUUGUGGUAUGUAAUCAUGGGCCACAAAGGCCUCGACAAGAUCAUUGCCCUACAGAAAAAUCCUGCUAACAUCAGAAACCUCUGUAUUCUGGCACAUGUUGACCAUGGUAAAACCACCCUAGCGGAUUGCUUGGUGGCCAGCAACGGCAUUAUAUCAAGUCGCCUUGCUGGGAAGUUGAGGUACCUAGACAGCAGGGAAGAUGAACAGCUCAGAGGAAUAACCAUGAAAUCCAGUGCCAUAUCUCUGCACUAUGCGUUCGGCGAGAAGGAGUACUUGUUGAACCUAAUCGACUCACCCGGUCAUGUGGACUUCUCCUCGGAGGUGUCCACUGCCGUGCGUCUGUGCGAUGGAGCCAUCGUCAUCGUGGAUGCAGUGGAGGGAGUCUGUCCACAGACCCAGGCGGUGCUGCGGCAGGCCUGGCUGGAAAACAUCCGACCCGUCCUGGUCCUCAACAAGAUGGACCGGCUCAUCUCUGAGCUGAAGCUCACCUCUCUCGAAGCCUUCACACACCUGCAGAAGAUCCUGGAACAGGUGAAUGCUGUGACAGGCGCACUGUUCACAUCCAAAGUUCUGGAGGAGCGGGCCGAGAAGGAGGAGCAGAAGGAGAAGAAGGAGCAGAGGGAGAGGGACUCCUCUGGGAGCCAGGCGGGGGAGAGCCAGGCGGCGGAGACCCCGGGGGCGGACCAGGUGUACGACUGGAGCGCUGGGCUGGAGGAGACGGACGACUCCCACCUCUACUUCUCCCCGGACCAGGGCAACGUGGUGUUCGCCAGUGCCAUCGAUGGCUGGGGAUUCAGCAUUCAGCAGUUUGCCCGCAUCUACAGCCAGAAGAUGGGUAUUAGGGAGGAGGUGCUGUGUAAGACCCUGUGGGGGGAUUUCUUUCUCAACGCCAAAGCCAAGAAGAUCAUGAAGGGGGCUCAGGCCAAAGGGAAGAAGCCUCUCUUUGUGCAGCUCGUCCUGGAUAACAUUUGGACGUUAUAUGAUGCUGUCGUCACCAAAAGGGACAAGGAGAAGGUGGAGAAGAUGAUGACCUCGCUAGGGGUAAAGGUCAUGGCCAGGGACUCCCGUCACUCAGACCCGAAGGUCCUGCUCUCCGCCAUCUGUAGCCAAUGGCUGCCCAUCUCACAGGCUGUUCUCUCCAUGGUGUGUGAGAAGCUGCCGAGUCCUUUGGACAUCUCCACAGAGAGGGUGGAGAGGCUUAUGUCUGUUGGGGCGCGCCAGUUCGACUCCCUGCCAGAACGGACGCAGGAGUUAAAAAAUGCCUUUGUCCAGUGCUCCAGUGCGGCCGAGGCGCCCGUCAUCGUAUUUGUGUCCAAGAUGUUCGCCGUAGACGCCAAGGCCUUGCCCCAGAACAAGCAAAGGCCCUUGACCCACGAAGAGCUCGCAGAGCGCAGGGAACAGGCUCGGCAGAGACACGCCGACAGGAUGGCAGCCAAUCAGCAGGCACAGAGCUCUGCUGGCUCCGCCCAGUUGUCAAGCGACACACAAUCAACCCAACCAGCUGUUACCAAAAUACCAGGAGGGGAGGGCGACCCGAUCCAGAUGGAGAGCCUGGCGGCAGUGAAGGAGCCCGAGGUGGAGGAGGUGGCCAAGGACACGUUUGUGGCCUUCGCCAGGGUCUACAGCGGGGUGGUCCGGAGGGGCCAGAAGGUCUUCAUCCUGGGUCCCAAGUACGACCCUGCGCAGGGUCUGAACAUGCUGCCAGAGGGCUGCAUGGCCUCAGACUCGGUACCGGAGGUGCCCCACCUCACCUGCUGCACCUUGGACAGCCUCUACCUGCUCAUGGGCCGGGAACUGGAGGAGCUGGACGAGGUGCCCUCUGGAAACGUCCUGGGUAUCGGGGGUCUGGAAGACUUUGUGCUGAAGUCGGCCACCAUCUCCACCUCACCUGCCUGCCCCCCCUUCAUACCACUCAACUUUGAGGCCACACCCAUCGUACGAGUGGCCAUCGAACCCAAACACCCAAGCGAGAUGCCCAAGCUGGUGCGGGGCAUGCGCCUGCUGAACCAGGCCGACCCUUGUGCCGAGGUCCUGAUCCAGGAGACCGGAGAGCAUGUCCUGGUCACGGCGGGCGAGGUCCACCUGCAGCGAUGCCUGGACGACCUCCGACAGAGGUUUGCCAAAAUUGAAAUCACAGCUUCCAAGCCCAUAAUCCCGUUCAGGGAGACUGUGGUGCGGCCCCCCAAGUUAGACAUGGUCAAUGAAGAGCUGGGCAGACAGCAAAAGACGGCUAUCAUCCACCAGGUGAAGGAAGAGGCGCCACAGAGCCGUUUCUCCGACACGCUCCACGUGGACCCGGGGGGUCUAGUGACCAUCACCACCCCCAACAGACUGGCCACCGUGGGGGUCUGCGCCCUCCCCCUGCCCACGGAGGUGACCUGCUUGCUGGAGGCCAGCUCGGAGCUGGUGCGGACCCUGGAGCAGGUCAACAUGUCCCUGAGAGAGGGCAGGAGUCUUACGGUCAGCCCCCGCACCCUGGAGGACAUCGCCCACCUCAAGGCCCGCCUGGCAGCCCUGCUGCAGGGCCACAAGUGGAAGAACGCGGUGGAGCACAUCUGGGCCUUCGGGCCACGCAGGUACGGCCCCAACAUCCUGCUCAAUAGCGUGGAGGGCUACCAGAGGCCGUCCGUGUGGCAGUGCCUGGACCCCGCCGAGAAAGGGGCGGAGCCUUGCGCCGCGGCCCUCCGGGACCUGGACAACAGCAUCGUCAGCGGCUUCCAGCUGGCCACCCUCUCGGGGCCCAUGUGCGAGGAGCCCCUGAUGGGCGUGUGCUUCUCCGUGGAGAGGUGGGACCUCCAGCAGACCCGGGCCCGGCCGGAGCCCCCGUCCCGGGCAGCCGCUCCCGACUCUGAAGGGGCGGAGGCGGGGGAGGUGGUUCCGGAGGACGGCGGUGCCGGCCUGGAGGCGGCGGCGGCGGCCACCCCGGAGGAGGAGGCGGGCCCCGGUCAGGUCACCCGGCACUGGGCGGGGGCCGGGUCGGCCGGCUGCUACGGGCCGGUGUCGGGCCAGCUCAUCGCCGUCAUGAAGGAGGCGUGUCGCCACGCCUUCCAGGCCCGGCCCCAGAGGCUCAUGGCCGCCAUGUACACCUGCGAGAUCAUGGCCACCGCCGAGGUGCUGGGGCGUGUGUACGGGGUGCUGGGGAAGCGUGAGGGCCGGGUGCUCCACGAGGAGAUGAAGGAGGGGACGGACAUGUUCCUGAUCAGCGCGGUGCUGCCCGUGGCCGAGAGCUUCGGCUUCGCUGACGAGAUCCGGAAACGCACCAGUGGGCUCGCCAGUCCCCAGCUGGUCUUCAGCCACUGGGAGGUGAUCGCCAGCGAUCCCUACUGGGUCCCCACCACAGAAGAAGAGUACCUGCACUUUGGGGAGAAGGCGGACUCCGCAAACCAGGCUCUCAAGUACAUGAACGCCGUGCGCAGACGCAAGGGUCUCUACGUGGAGGAGAAGACAGUAGAGCACGCGGAGAAACAGCGCACCCUCGGCAAGAACAAAUAGGGAGCCAGGAAAACAGACUAGUCCACCCACUGCUGACCCGGGGAACCAUCACUGUACCUCCACUCACCCUCAAACCUGUGAUGGACCCUCACCGUAUGCUGACGGCUGAGCUCUGACAUGAACAGCUACUGCAAAUAGUACAACAUGCACUCGACAUUUCCAGGACGUUGACACUUGAUAUCUGUUUCACAUCCGACUGAAGGCAUUGCUUAUUCUCCAAGAAUAAAAAAAAACAACCAAAAAUAUUUUCUGCGUUUGGGAUCCAUGUAUGCACAUUAGAAAUUGUUUGCUUUCAGAGCACUUCCGCCAGCCAGCUGUUUUCAAAUGUAGUUCAGGAAACUGUACAGUGUUUUUUGCGCUCCCAAUACCCAGAAAAGGGCUUUAAUCUUUGCAGAAUCCAUCAAGGGAUUUUUUUGGGCAGCCACAUGAUAGCUUCCACCACUGUCAGCCUGUUGAUCCCCUAAAGCCCUUCCCCUUUGCACCUUCCCACCGACACCCAGCCUACAGACAUCAGAACACAUGGGCUGGUAACAUACACGCUUAUACUCAUGAAUAAUUGAAAAACACUUCCCCAACUUUGGAAACCGAAUCCUGCAGUUUUGUUUUCGUCAAGUGGUGAAAAUUAAUUACAGUUUUCCUUCCUUUGCGUACACGCACACACACACACACACACACACACACACACACACACACACACACACACACACACACACACACACAUACUCUCUCUCUCUCUGUCCUCCCCACCUUGCCUCCACGUUUGUGUUAUGAUUAUACAGCCUAAGAGACACUUUGAUUCGAAAACACACAAAUUGGGCAAGGCUGGGGGAGCCGAGUAGGGUUGGAGUCAGCAGGGAGAGGAGGAGGAGAACUGCUUUGCAUAGCGAUCUGCUGCGCCGCCCCACUGUAAGUUCUGUGAACCCAAUCCCAGCCCCUCUCUCACUUAGUGUUUCGUUCGGAGGAAUAAACAGAACCCAAAAGAGACUCUGUGUGUGUCUGUGUGUCUUCCUGUGUCUCGGUCUGUCUCUGUGCAAGUGUGUAUGUGUUUCAAGUGUUUCUGUCUCUGUGUAACGGUGUGUGUGUUGUGUGUGCGUCAGUGUCUCUGUUUCUGUGUGUGUC